CUUCAGCUACAGCAGCUGAAACCUUUUUUGAAGUCAUGGAGUCACAUCUGCAAAAACGAUUCUUAUGAGAAGGAUGUGGGGGGAGGGGUCGUCACUAGCUUCAGUAGCCACAAAGUUAUAAAUCGGGAGUGGGUACCAAACUUGGAUUACAGUACUUCCUGCCUGUGCCUUGCCAGGCCCAAUUCCUGUAACUUUAGCUAGCGAGGGAGCCAGAGGAGAGGAGCUGGGAUGGCGGAAAAGAGCCCUGACUUCAGCGGCUCAGUUGGCCAGUGUCCCGCCCUGUCUCCAGAAGAGAGAAUGCAGUCACCUGGGAUCGGAGCAUCCAAAUGGGUCCGUCUGAAUGUCGGUGGGACAUACUUUCUCACAACGAGGCAAACGUUGUGCCGAGACGCAAAAUCUUUCCUGUACCGUCUGUGCCAGGCCGACCCCGACCUCGACUCUGACAAGGAUGAAACAGGUGCCUAUUUGAUAGACCGAGACCCAACGUACUUUGGUCCAGUGCUCAACUACCUGAGGCAUGGGAAACUGGUACUCAAUAGAGGCCUUGCAGAGGAAGGUGUACUGGAAGAGGCUGAAUUCUACAAUAUCACUUCUUUGAUCAAGCUAAUUAAAGACAAAAUCAGGGAGAGGGACUGCAAAACAGUUCAGCUCCCUGUAAAACAUGUCUACAGAGUCUUGCAGUGCCAAGAAGAGGAGCUAACACAAAUGGUUUCCACCAUGUCAGAUGGUUGGAAGUUUGAGCAGUUGGUCAGUAUUGGCUCCUCAUAUAACUAUGGAAACGAAGACCAGGCAGAGUUCCUGUGUGUUGUCUCUAAGGAGCUACAUAACCAGUCAUAUGGCACAAGCAGUGAACCAAGUGAAAAGGCCAAGAUUCUUCAAGAACAAGGCUCUCGAAUGUGACGAGACUGUGCAGUCCUUAGGAUUGCGUCCUGCCAUGAUGUCCAGAUUUAAAGACACGAACCACAUCACAUUCUGAGGAACGUUAUGGCACGCUGAAGAAGCUGGCUAAUGUGGUCUACACAUUGUACACACCAUUUUUCUUUCAGACAUCAAAUCAAAAUGCGCAAUCGAUAGCGUUACACUUUUUUUUGUGCCUACAUAGUAAAACUGGACUGUAGAUUUUCACACAGAGAGAAGGGCCUUAUCACUCAAAUACGCAGGAAAUAUUGUCCACAGCAUUUAUACUUGGUCCAUCAUUUACUCAGGGUCUCUAAUAGUGUUUUGGAAGAUGCAUUAGGCGUGCACUGUCUGGUGGGACAUUAUUUCAAACAUCCAUGCAUACUACAUUAUGCGAGUCCUUCACAUACAAAAAUCUAACCUCUUCGAGAAGUUAAUUGGAAAGCAUGUUUUAAAAGUUAGAUAUUUAAGACUGUAUUUAUAAGGAGUUGUAUAGAUUCAUACUGUCUUGUUAGAGGCAAAGACUGUGUUGACAGUUUAUUUAUAUUUUACAUAUCUUUAAACAGAUUAUUUAUGUCCCUUCCCAAAUAUCCCUUCAACCUGCACAUUAUCAGUUGUUUGGAAGGAGGACAUUCUUAUAACUACUUCUACCAGGGUUAAUGAGGUUGGGGUGAUGUUAGGGAAUGCCAGACGUUAAAGGACUAAAAGUUGUCUUCCAUCCCUGGACUCUGGCGUGUUUUAGUUGGGUUGCCUGUUAGGCAGCCACUGUGGAACUGGAACACAUUGUUAUAUUUUAGAGGACAUGAUAUACCUAGAGCCAUUUGAUAGGCACAUUUUUUCACAUUGACAUAUGACAGUGACCGGGCCUGUUUUCCAUUUUAUGUGGGAAAGAAAAGCCUUUUUCUCUUGCAUGAAUUUGUGCACAUCUGUUUGUUUGUGUGUAUACACAACCCUUACGCUUCUGCGGAUUUACUAUAUUGAGCCUUGACAGGGCUGUAUACCAUGCAAAAAUACAUCAAACUGUGGCUGGAGACUAUGCAAUCAUGCAAGUUCUGAGCUAAAGUGCUUUGGUCGUGUAUUUAUGAAAAGAUUGGCAAUUAUAAUCUGUGGUCAUUACCAUAGUUCAAUUUGUAGCUGGUUGAGCUACUUAUUGAAUACAUUAACAAUGUCAGUUUAUGAAAACAUUUCUUUUGGAAAAUGUUGCCUUUCUUCUAUGUCCAAAUCAAUGUCUGAAUUACAACUUUAAUCUGAUUUUCUUUUGUCAGGAAUAAGGACAUUUCUUUGGUAGUCUACAUGCGUAUCUAUGAGGAGUUGUACAUAGAGGAAGUCUAAUAAUAUUAAGAUGUGUUAUCAGUGUAUACUAUUUCUUCCUAACACACACUAAGGGCUUUAACUAGUGGAAUACAAGCUAUAAUCUCUGUAGAGGUCAAUUGGACCCCUCCUAUUGCCUGAUCAAGGUGAAGUUUACAUGUCUAGUGUUUUAUAAUCCAGAUUUUACCCUACCUUGCCAUUGUGACACAACCCUCUAAUUCGGCUGGUUUAAACAUCUGUAUAGUACUAUGUUUACAUAUCCCAGAAACCCAGGUAGUUGCUGUCAGCCAUGUAUCUAGUACGCAGACGGAUAGUUUUCCAAAAUUUUCCAUGGACAGUUUUUCUUGGUCACUGAGUUGUCUUGUGGUGAUAAGUGCCUCUUUUGCCCCUGAGGCUUCACAGUGCAUGUGGAAUCUGUGUAGCACUGAUGCCCAUAACCACACGGGCUCACUGUUUGUGUCCACCCUGCAGUGACAGUGAAGACAUUCUGAACAGUGUGGGCCAUGUGUGUCUAGUGUGGUGUCCUUUGACUGCUGAUUCUUAAACACAGGAGGUGUCAGCCAUUGCAUGCAUGGCCUGAUGCACCUUCCACCAUGCCCUCAGCUCUGCAGGACACCACUUCAUUCCACUGUGACACUUCAGCUCCUGUUUGACCGUUAUUUUCUAGAAUGCUUAUCAAGACACAAAUGUGAUCCCUCUUUGAGGCUGCUGUGGGUUUCUAAUGGGACAUUGUUCCAGUUUUCCAUUAAUCUGUUAAAUGUAUAUAUAUAUAUUUUUUAGGAACAGAGGCAGACAAUUGUUAUUUGCUCCAUUUCAUCACUGCUGUUCCUAUAUAUUAGUAUCCUCAAAUGUUUUGUAUUUUUUAUGCUUACUGUAUAUACAUACUAUAUUAUAUGUAUGUAAUAGCAAGUUUUGACUGGGGGUAAUGGAAAUGAUGGUGAUGCUAGACCUGGUGAAUUUAAUCAAUAAAUGGUCAUGAAUUCAA
Messenger RNA from Coregonus clupeaformis (lake whitefish), 3193 nucleotides. RefSeq names its product BTB/POZ domain-containing protein KCTD5-like. Lineage: Eukaryota; Metazoa; Chordata; Actinopteri; Salmoniformes; Salmonidae. Gene Ontology annotation, molecular function: cullin family protein binding. The transcript is spliced from 6 exons. Gene Ontology annotation, biological process: protein homooligomerization; proteasome-mediated ubiquitin-dependent protein catabolic process. The record is from RefSeq and is a predicted model, not a curated record. Gene Ontology annotation, cellular component: Cul3-RING ubiquitin ligase complex; cytoplasm. The coding region runs from base 229 to 900 and encodes 223 amino acids.